Molecule: messenger RNA, 5451 nt
Organism: Arctia plantaginis
Lineage: Eukaryota; Metazoa; Arthropoda; Insecta; Lepidoptera; Erebidae
Source: the annotation of a GenBank genome assembly
AUGAAUUAUUACAAAUCGGAGUCUGAGUUUAUAGACUCUUUGGAUUUUCUAAGUCCACCAGUGAAAAGAGUUGUUGAUAGCAGAGAGCUAUUUGGUUAUUCCUAUAACGGUGAGCCGCACAGCGCCCAACUGUUUCGUGGCAUCCCUAAUAAAUUUACAUCAAAAGAGCGAGGUGUCGAUUAUGAACAGGAAAAAUCACAACAAAGAAAAGCCAGAAGAAUUCCUAAAAGUGGCAGAGAAUCUUCGACUUCUUUAGUUUUAAAGAAGACAUCAGAAAGAAAGAUUUUAAAACGAUACACUGUCCUGAGUUACACGAAUUUGCAUUCGUGUUUAAACAAAGCGACGUCAGACAGAAUUAGUAACCGUGUAGAUUCUAAAAGCAAACCACUUAUAAAGGUCACUGUGAUUCCUAAGACCGAUCAAAUAAAGACAGCGAAAUCACUCAGAAAGCGAAGGAAUAUACCAAAAAGAGCGCAAAGUACGCCAUCUAACCAUGAGAAUUCUAUAAAAACGAAUAACCUUUAUCUAGUGAUUGCUGGCCGACGAAACAAAAUAUAUGAAAUCAAGACAACAGGCAGUGCCACCUUUUCUUCUGAUCCAGUAGAUAACUAUAUUUACAGUAAAGAUGACAUUUCGAUUGACGGCUUAUCUAAUGUUAAAUAUCUAAUCCAGUCAUUGGAUAUGGACAAAAGACAGAAGCAAGUUACGAAAGAAUACAAUACUGACGAGAUAGAAAAAACUGAUCUGGCAAGUAAAGAUACAUGUCAAUGUGAAAGUAAGGGUAUAGAUACCUAUGAGGCUAAAGAAACAAAGGGAAAUCUAGAGAGCGAUAAAAAACAAUCAAAUAGAAGCCGAGUAAGAAUAUAUGGACAGUUAGGCGUCACUGAUGAUGACCGAUAUUUCCUCAGAUAUGGCGCUACAGUCAACGAUAAACCAGUUACAGAUUUUGCUCAAUUGACUCAAGACUUUUUGCCACAAGUUCUUCCUGAAUCAGUGUACAGCCCUUAUGAGGAUAACCCAGAGGUUACCAAAGAGGCGAGUGUUCAAGCUGAACAUGGAAAUGGAAGUUACUACCGAAUCCAACAACCUACGGUCACCGGUUUUGAAUUCCGCAAUAAUUCUCAAGGAACACAGGUAAACUUUAAUGUGUCAACCCUUUCAAGAAACCUUUAUAAUAAUUUGAGAGUCGAUAAGGAUGUACAGUGUACUUGUAGUAAUAUUGUGGAACGUAGCACGACUGAGGACAGAUGUGAAGUAAGCCCCUUGAACGAGAGCCACAGUCCAUUAGUCAUUAUAUCAGUGUAUCCCAAGCAGUGUCCUGAAGAAAUGAUCAAGUACACUUCAGAAAACUAUCAUGACAGAGUAAAUACGGACUCUCGUGCUCAAGAUGUGCAGAAAUUAAAGGGAGAUAAAAACACAAUCAAGAAAAUAAAAAGUUCAUCAGUAGAUGAGACUAAAGAAAAGAAAAUUAUUCCAAUUAAGAAAUACAAUAAACGAUCUCCAAGCCGGUCUCUAUCACCUGUAAGAAAUAAUAUUUCAAAAAAAAUAUCACCUGAAAAUGAAAAGAAAACUAUUGUUUUCAAAACACGAGCAACAAAUGAUGAGCGUUAUAAAGCACGAGAUACAAAUGAUGAUCGUUACAAAACACAAGCUAGAAAUGAUAAGCAUAAAACACAAGCUACAAAUGACGAGCGUUAUAAAGCACAAGCUACAAGUGCUGAGCGUUAUAAAACACAAAGUACAAGUGCCGAGCGUUAUAAAGCACAAACUACAAAUGCCGAACCAUAUAAAGGAAUGAAAGUUAUUAAGAACAAAAAUUUUGCUAAAGAAAAGAUUAAGCAUGAGGCCCCAGCGCCUUUAAGAGUGGGUAAUUCUAGUUUCAAACCAGUCCACAAAAGUAAUAAACCACCUUUAAAGAGAAUUAAUCCUGUUCGUUCACAAGACAAACAAACAAACACAGAACAUGUUAAAGUUAAAAAAGAUUUAAUAGAUAACUACACAAAACAGUUCAAUGGCCAAAUAAGUCAAAGAGAAAAGAUUCCAGUUAAGAGGGACAAUUCUAAGAUCACCAUAAACAUAGAUGGAAACCAGGAAUAUUACAAAGUAUUAUUGGAUCAAAGUAAUUUAUCGACAGAUUUAAGAGUCAAUAGGAGAGUAAAAAAAAUUGAGUCUCAGAAAUGUUCCAAUAGAACCAUGUCACCUUCAUUAGAAAAUUUACUGUUGAUGUUCGAAAAGGAGCAAAAUGUUCAACAAGUGUCUGUUCCAUUGUGUGAUAAGCAAUGUGAUGCAAGUUCAAUGAAUGAUAUACGUCUCUCGGGAAUGACCAUACGAGAUAGUCUAGAAAUUUUUCACAGUCGUGAAGAGAAACAAAUGUGUGAUAAGGGUAGUAAGCAGAACAAUAUACCUUCACACAUCACCGAAAAUCUCAAGAAUAACAGCACAUUCUUAGCACCAAUCAAGCACUACACAGGCGAUGCUUGCUCUAUUUGUGAUCCUGUAGAACGAGACAAGCAAAUCCGGGAACUUCUUGGCGUGAAUAGAUCCAGAUGUUUUGUUCCCAAAUCUCUACAGGCACCUUCUUCUACAAACGACGAAUACCCGUUGCACUGUUUCUACAGGAGAGCAUGCGAGAAAAAGCAACUGGCGGAAAUUAAUUUAGUAAAAUAUUGCCCAAUUCUUGGUUCCAUUUCUAAGUUAGCAAGGCGUACUGAUUGCCACCAUAACUGCUGUCGUAAUGCCACUUGUAAUGUUGCACAAACCUAUCAGGAUAAUGAUGAUUACGAUGAUAAGAAUUUUGUAAAUAUUUCGGCUCAGAGUAAUAAAAAAAAUGUCGAUGGAUAUAAUCAGAAACCGUUAAUGGCAGGCAAUAGAGAAAAUUCUGCCCUAUAUCAACAAUUAAUUCUAAAUCGAAACAUACAAGUAUUUCUUCAAGUAGAACAAUUUUCCAAACAAAAACCUAUUAUCCUAUCGAGGAAGCAAUAUGAUAAAGUAAAAAAAACCAUACAAACUGCUUUAAAUAAUAAACAAAAAGAAAAACGUAAAAAAUCUGAAGAGAGAGUUAGUGAUAUAACAGUAGGACAAGUUAGACAGAGAAGAAACAAAGAUGUAUACUUUCAAAGCAAUCAACAAAUACAAACAGAAGUGCUGGGAUUUAAAAGCAGCUUUCAAAAAAUAUACAAAAGACCCAGGGUGGUAUCAAAAGUGAGGUAUCUUGCAAGGGCAUCUAGAUCAAAUCUAACCAAAGACAGAUUUGCUGGAAACGAUAAGUUUAAUUACGUGGACUUUUAUCAAGGAUUUGGGGAUUUAUGUGGAAGCUCUCAAAAUUAUUCACAGAAUGCCACGAAAGGUGAUAUCGAAGCACGUCAGAGAACACAUCCAGCAACCAUACUAUAUCCACGAAAUUACGAAUAUUAUAGGCCUAGUGCAGAAUAUUGUGAAGUAAAGCCCCAAAGACAAUACGAACACCUGACAGGUAGCAGACGAAAUAUGAAAUAUAUCAAAUUAAAUGACCACAGGGAAAACCAAAAGAAUGGUGACAAUUUUAUGCAAAGUGACACGAUUCAAGAAAAUAAUUUUAAUAAGUGUGAUAAAUAUCAUAUAUUAAAUGAAAACUGUCACUUGGGAACUAAAGCUUAUCGAAAACAAAAUGACAGAUAUAGAAAAGAAUGCACAGAAUCCCCAAAGAGAAAUGAAAAAAACGGCUUUGAAAUUGGAGAUUAUCAAAGAUCUACUAAUAAACGUGGCAAGGAAUGCUUAGAACAUCAUAUAUCAGAUGAAGAAAGUAUAAAACAAAAAUUAGUACAACCAAGACAAAUUAAAGAUUUUUGCAAGAGAAGUAAAGAAUACUGCACAGUAAUUACAAAAUAUUGUGUAGAUUGUGGUAAACGCUAUAAACCAAACAAAGAAUGUUGCAAGUCAAUUAAAGAACAGCGCAAAUCAGAUUACAUUAAUUUUAGAGAUACUAUAAGACAUAUGCCUCAUCACGAAUCUAGCAAAAAACAUACAGAAUACAUUAAUUCAGUAAAUAAAUAUUAUAAACAAAGUGGAGAGUAUCACACCACAGGACUCCUUAGAGUUAGUGCCAGUGACGAUCCAACCAUUGCUGUUUGCCAAAGGAAAAGGGGACUAAUUGACAAUGAAAGUAAAGAACGUGUCAUAAUAAGUCAUACACGUCACAAAGCAUGUGGAGAAUAUAAUAUAAAAAGUGAAGUUCCUCAAUCGAUAAGCGUUCAGCGCCCGCCAGCCAGAGAAUAUCAGGCAGGUUUAACUCGUGAUAUUGGAGUACACCACAGCUUCCAGAAUACAGAAAAAUACAGAAAGAAUACAGAAACUCGUAAAGUAAAUAAAGUGGUUGAAGUGCAUCCUAUCAAAAAAUGGGAACAUUACGUACCUACUCAUGAAUCUCAAGAUGUGGUAUUAGAACAUACCAAGUCGUUGGAAGAACAUAACAAACUGCUUAUCGAAUAUGAUCCAUCUUUAGAGGUACAUGAAAAAUCAUUACGAGGUCAUCAAACAUAUAGUGCAAUACUUGAUAAAAAUUUAAAAGCAAGUGUUUCCCGCUUCGAAGAAGAAAUAUAUGAGAAACGUAACAGCGUGUCUGAACAAGAAAAUGAAGAAAUAUAUUCCGCCCAUAGUAGAAGAUCUCCAGAUUACUUUAAGCAUAGCGCUAAACCUGAAGAAUAUUUUGGACAAAGCUUAGAAUAUUGCAGAUUGAAUGUAGAACAUCAUAUACAUACUGAAGAACAAAAAAAAAGUGACAGAUAUAAUGCUGAAAUGGAGGAAAGAUUAGACCACAGUGGACAUUUUGAACACACAGAAAAUGAAGAACAGAUUAGAACAGUUACGUUAUUUGACUCCCAAAGUAAACAAGACAAUGUAGAAACCGAUCACGCUGAUAGGUCUACUAAGAAAACCGUUUCAUCCCUAGAGAUACAUUACACGAGUGUAUCGUAUUUGAAAAAGUUCGAUUCUACAAACUCUGCUGUUGCAGUGCAUUCUGACUCAAGCUUGUGCCAUGUCAACUCUAUCCAAACUAUUUUUCGAGGCCAUAGGAAAUCUCCCACUCCAAAUCUAGGUACUUCAAUGUAUUCACUUUAUUCUGAGGAAGGAAUGAAUUCUAAUAAAUCCACGAAGUUUAUAAUGGCACCACAAGAUGUGAAAGCUAACAAAAGACCGUUUUUGAGACGACUAAUGUCUUGCCUAGUAAUGCGGUCGACCAAACCGUCGGUACUCAAGCUACCUAGCACCCCUGCACAAGAAAUGCCCAGUGUCAACAGUUCCGUUGACUCAUAUCAUAUCAGUACUUCACUUGGAGCCGUAGAGGUGAGUUCUUCUAUUUACGAUACUUCAGCAUCCUUCUACAGCAAUCAUACAAUUUUACCAAUAAACAGCAAGAUAAAAAGAGGAUUUUUUAAUUCUGUCAGAGGUUUUCUCACGAACCGGAAAAGCUGA